Lycium barbarum (goji berry) is the source of this 3996-nucleotide messenger RNA. RefSeq names its product receptor-like protein 19. Gene Ontology annotation, molecular function: protein binding. The transcript has 2 exons. The record is from RefSeq and is a predicted model, not a curated record. Bases 1051 to 3054 code for a protein of 667 amino acids. NCBI's taxonomy places the organism in Eukaryota, Viridiplantae, Streptophyta, Magnoliopsida, Solanales, Solanaceae.
ACUAGCUCCACUGAUCUGUCCCGCUUAAAUUAAAUGGGUUGAAUAUAUAAUCCAAGGGACCCCUUUUAUUUUACAUAUAUCGAUUCCUCUCCCUGUCUCUCUCUUUCUCUCUAUUAGCGGGAGAGAAUGAGAGGAAUCCCUAGGGUCCCCUGCACUAUAUAUUCGACCCAUUUAAUUUUAGCAGAUCGGACAAAUGGAGCGGUGGAGGCAAGUUACAAGAACUGAAAUAUCAAUUACGUACCUAACGAGGCAACUUACCAUUGGAGUCUCUUUUGGGACAAUUGACUAUGGACGUAUAGUUUGGGCAAGCAAUAGGUGCACAAAGUCUUAGUCUUUGUGAUGGUUGGCCUUAUUCUUAUAAAUAAUUGGUUCGCAACUCCAUAUAAAUGAUACUUAGUCUAUCUUUUAAUUACAUUUUCUAUUAGACAUAGAUGAGAAAGAUAGAGAUGGAGAGAAUAUUGUCAGUUACUAUUUCUUUGUUUCUAUUUCUCUAUGCAGUUGAAGUGGUUUCUUUUGCCUUUGGGGAUCCACUUUGCUCUUCUCAUGAUUCCCUUGCACUUCUAAACUUUAAGCAUUCACUUAACGUGACAGACGCAAUGAUGUCUUGGAAUAGAAGUAUGGAUUGUUGUAAGUGGGAUGGGGUUACCUGUGAUAGUUUCACGUAUUGAUUGUUGUAAGUGUGAUGGGGUUACCUGUGAUAGUUUCACGUAUGGAUUGUUGUAAGUGGGAUGGGGUUACCUGUGAUAGUUUCACUGGUCACGUAACUAGUUUGGACCUCAGUAGUAGAAAUCUUGAAGGAACUCUCCAUCCUAAUAGUAUCCUUUUCCAUCUUCGUCAUCUUGAAACGCUCGAUCUUUCCUAUAAUGACUUUUGGGCUUCUCAAAUUCCACCGAGCAUUGGUCAGUUGGCCAGUUUGAUGCAUCUCAACUUUUCUUAUUGUUGGUUCCAAGGAAGGAUUCCAUUUGAAAUCUCACACUUGUCCAAAUUGGUUUUGCUUGAUCUCUCUGAAUUUCAUUAUUUAUCUCGUGGCUUAGUCGGGAAGGAUUCAACAUGCUUUUUCAAAACUUAACCAAGUUAGAGGUACUUUCUCUUUCUUAUGUUCACAUUUCAUCCAAGAUACCCAUGAAUGUAUCAUUCUCUUCUUCUUUGAGAUAUCUAGAUCUUGGAUUUACUAACUUGCAAGGAGACUUGCCAAAAAGCAUUUUCCUCCUACCCAAUUUGGAAACCCUUAAAUUGUCAGGAAAUGAUCUCACCACUAUUUCUUUCCCCAAGUUUAACUGGAGCAGUAGCCAUAUGCUAACUGAGCUAGAUCUCUCUGACAAUAGAUAUAUUUCUAGAGGACUAGCUGGUACAUUUGGAAGUCUCAAAGCCUUAAAUUUUUUGGACUUUUCUUGGUGCAACAUCGUCGGACCUAUACCGGAAUCCAUCGGGAACCUUUCACAAAUCACUCAACUAUAUCUUUCAGCGAACCAUUUGGAGAGCAAAAUUCCUGAUGCUUUUUCCAAAUUGCAAAAGCUUACACACUUAGGACUAAAAAUCAACAACUUCAGUGGCCCAUUCCCAUCUUUUCUUGUGAACUUGACAAAGCUUGAAGUCUUGAAUUUGGGAUACAAUUCACUCAGUGGUCCACUUCCUUUUAUUGCUAACGGACUUCAAAAUCUAAAAAAACUAAGUUUGUUUAAGAACUCAUUCAACGGAUCAAUCCCAUCUUGGAUGCUUAGUCUUACUUCACUGACUUAUUUACAGCUGGGGAGCAAUCACUUAAGUGGACCACUUCCCGAGUUUAAGACCAACUCUAUAGAAAAGCUUAGUAUGCAUCAAAAUCAACUCAGUGGUCCCAUACCUCACUCACUCAGAGAUCUUGUGAACCUAACUCAUCUCUUUCUUGGGUCUAAUAAUUUGAGUGGUGAGGUAGGAGCAGAAAUGUUUUCAACAAUGAAAAAACUCCAACAUCUUGGUCUUUCUCAUAGCGGUUUAUCGUGGAGUAGCAAUAAGGAAAACAUCAACACCACCCUUCCUAGUCUUUGGACUUUAAGUUUACGCUUCUGUCGCGUAAAAGAUUUUCCGAGUUUCUUGUUAAACGCUAAGCAAUUAGUGUUUUUGGUUCUCUCGGAGAACGAAAUUCACGGCCAGUUACCGAAAUGGUUUGGUGGUUUGAGUUCAUUGCAAUACCUUAAUCUCUCUUACAACAACCUUACAAGCUUAGACCAUCUAUCUUGGCAGACACUGCAGUUUGUUGAUCUUCAAAAAAACUCACUCAGAGGACCUCUGCCAUCUUCCCUUUGUAAACCAAAUAGCCUACAUAUGCUGAUUUUGUCCGAUAACAAUUUGAGUGUUGAAAUUCCCAAUUGUUUGUUUAUUUCUGGAAAUCUCUCAGUCCUAGAAUUACCAGGAAACAACCUUCGUGGUCCCAUUCCAGACAUAUUCUCGGGGUGCGGUGGGUUAAAUUAUAUUGGUUUGAGCAAAAAUCAAUUGGAAGGUCCGAUCCCGAGGUCGCUAGUCAACUGUACAUCCUUACAAGUCCUUGAUUUGGGAAGCAACAAAAUCCAUGACACAUUUCCCAUUUGGCUGGAGAGGCUGCCGUUAGAGGUUCUCAUAUUGAAAUCUAAUAGAUUUCAUGGAGCCAUUAGUGCUUUCCAAACAAAAUUGCCAUUUCCAGAUUUGAGGAUCUUUGACCUCUCCGAAAAUUCAUUUACUAGCUCUAUACCUACAGAGGUUCUCAAAGGUUUCAAAGCUAUGAUGAACAUAGAUCCACACAAAUCAAGACUGGAAUAUAUGGAGAAAGAAGGUCGUUACUAUGGGCCCUUUACAAUGCACUAUGAUGAAUCAGUAAUAUUAUUUCUGAAAAAUCAAGAGAUUGAAUUUAAAAAGAUCUUGACAAUUUUCACAACAAUCGAUUUGUCAAGGAACAAGUUUGAGGGAGAAAUCCCAGAGUUCAUUGGGAAUUUAAAUUCACUCCUGGUGCUAAAUUUAUCUCAUAACAACCUCAGUGGACAUACUCCUGUUGAAAUGAAGAACAUCAGCAUGCUUGAAUCUUUGGACAAUUCAUUUUAACCAACUUACUGGCAAAAUUCCAAUGGAAUUGGCAAGUCUAACAUUUCUUGCGGUCCUAAAUCUGUCAUACAACCAUCUUGUCGGACCUAUUCCUCAUAGUAAUCAGUUGAAUACGUUUCCAAAUGAUUCAUAUUUUGGAAACUCUGAUUUGUGCGGAUUUCCAUUGUCAAAUGAAUGUGGGCAGUGUAAGAGUGCACCAGAACCAGUAUUGUUGGUUGACCAAGAAGAAGAUGAGCCUACUUUUCUUAGCGAAAUGACUUGGCAAUCUGUCUUAAUUGGGUAUGGUUGUGGCUUGAUUUUUGGAUUUAGCAUAUUGUAUCUCAUAUACCUCUUUGAAAGGCCAAGAUGGUUCAUUGACUUUUUUGCAACUACCACUCAUGAAAUGAUAUACAUAGCAAAGAGGAAAAAUCGACGACGCAGGAAAUUUCGCAGAAGAAGAUAGUGAAAAUCUAUGAGAUUGAAAAACAAGUAUCAAGCAAGGGAGAGAUCGGAGCCACUACAACAUCCUCUUGGGAAAAAGUGCAUUAUAAUUUUUGCGUGCAAAGAAUAAAGGAAUACAAUCAUCAUCAUCAUGUUAAUUAGUAGUAUUUGUUAAGUAGUUAUCAUAUGUUGUAUAAGCAACUUAUAAUUAGACAGUUCUAAACAAAUUCAACAUUGCAUGUUUGAGAAUAUAAUGAUGUGCAACACAUACAUAAAUUAGUCUAAAAGUUGGCCCAUUUCUAACAAGACCACCGGUAUAUGGCGAGUUACUCGGGACAAAUAAAAUCCUAGUAUAAAUGUUGUUAACUCUACAGCUUAAUAUACCUUUGUAAAUUCAGGUUAUAGUUUGUCUUUACUUCAAGAUUUUCCUAUGAUUUGUACUCUUUUUUUAAAAGGAUUCAGGAUGCAUGGACAAGUACCGGUGAAUAUAUUGAAUUGCAUAAUUUUGUUGUGAAGUUUCUA